CUAAGCCAGGUUCUAAACUCAGCAGUCAGUUCGGCUCUCCAACAGGCUGUUGCCAGGAGUUCCUUUAGUCUCAGCAUUAAAGCCAAAAGAUUCUAAUAAAACCUUUUUUAAUCAUCAAUAUUCAAACAAAAUACAUACAAAGAAUGGUGAAAACAUCAGGAAUGAUUGAAGAACGUGGGAGGACAGAAAAUAUCAUGGCCGAAAGAAGACAAUUGUUUGCAGAAAUGAGGGCCCAAGACUUGGAUCGGAUUCGUUUAUCUACUUAUAGGACAGCAUGUAAGCUUCGAUUCGUGCAGAAAAAAUGCAAUGUGCACUUGGUCGAUGUUUGGGAAUGUUAAUCGAGGCAUUCAGAGAAAAUGGACUAAAUACAAUGGAUCCGAAUUGCUGAACAGUGUGGGCUCGUUUGAACUUAUCAUCCUCACAUACUUUACCCAGCUGACAAACGAAUGCCGACCACCCAUCAGAUAAAUGUGGAACAUCCCAUUAGUUUUUACUGCUGAACUUUCUGCUUGCUGCUUAUGAAUGGUUACUGAAGGCCAUGGCAAAAUAUCGGUUUUUGCUGUGAAAGUGGCGUUAGCAACAAUAUGUGGAGGGAAGAUUCUGGAUAAAUUGAGAUAUAUUUUCUCCCAAAUAUCAGACUCCAAUGGAAUAAUGAUACAUGCAAAGUUUGAUCAGUUUCUACGAGAUGUGCUGAAGUUGCCAACAUCUGUAUUCGAAGGUCCUUCCUUUGGGUACACGGAGCAAGCAUCAAGAUCAUGCUUUUCCCAGCAGAAAAAAGUGACACUAAACAGUUUUCUGGACACCUUGAUGUCUGAUCCCCCUCCACAAUGUCUUGUCUGGUUACCACUCAUGCAUCGUCUUGCUAAUGUUGAAAAUGUCUUCCACCCUGUAGAGUGUUCCUACUGCCACAGUGAGAGUAUGAUGGGUUUUCGAUAUCGUUGCCAGCAGUGUCACAAUUACCAGCUUUGUCAAGACUGCUUUUGGAGAGGCCAUGCAAGUGGUUCCCAUAGCAACCAGCACCAAAUGAAAGAAUACACAUCAUGGAAAUCCCCGGCCAAGAAGCUAACCAACGCACUUAGCAAGUCAUUAAGCUGUGCUUCCACUCGAGAGCCUUUACACCCUAUGUAUCCUGACCAGCCUGAAAAAACGCUAAAUCUCGCCCACAUUGUGCCUUCAAGACCUCCACCUAAUAUGAAUGACACAAUGUUCUCUCAUUCAGUUAUAACCUCAGGAAGCCCCGGCACUAACAAGAGCUUCCCUGAUGAGAUCAAUGAAGUAGAGCAGAACAAACAACUGGCUAGGGCUACUCCAGCUUUGCUGAGAGGCAAAGGGUUACAGUACAGCCUUGAUAUUGCUGAUAGACUGGGUGAUGAACAUGUUCUGAUUGGGCUAUAUAUCAACCUCCUUCUGAACAAUUUUCCACGUGUCCUUGACAGUCCAAACCGAUUGGAUGAAGAACAUCGAUUGAUAGCAAGAUAUGCAGCACGACUAGCUGCUGAAGCAGCAUCUUCACAACAGCGCGCUCCCUCUGAUAUAACUUCUACCAUAGAUGCAAAUAAGCAGCAGCGGCAGUUGAUUGCUGAACUUGAAAACAAAAAUAGAGAAAUCCUGCAAGAAAUUCAGAGAUUGAGGCUUGAGCACGAACAGGCAUCUCAACCCACACCUGACAAGGCACAACAGAAUCCAACCCUUCUUGCUGAGCUACGACUCCUCAGGCAGCGAAAAGACGAAUUAGAACAGAGGAUGUCGGCACUGCAAGAAAGCCGCCGAGAAUUAAUGGUUCAACUGGAGGGCCUGAUGAAGUUACUGAAAGAAGAAGAAAUGAGACAGGAAACUCAGGGGGCAGGAUCUCCUCGUUCAUCACCGAGUCACACCAUCAGUCGAACCGUUCCUAUUCCAAUGCCUAUCAGAUCAACCUCUGCCUGUUCAACUCCAACUCAUACACCUCAGGAUUCAUUGACAGGGGUUGGAGGAGAUGUACAGGAAGCAUUUGCACAAAGUUCCAGGAGAAAUUUGAGAAAUAAUCUGUUAGUGGCAGCAGAUUCCAUUACCAACACAAUGUCCUCUUUGGUAAAAGAGUUGAAUUCAGCAGAGGCCGGCAGUGAAACAGAGAGCAAUGUGGACUCUGAUUUUGGUCGCACUCAUUUAGAUGACAUUGUUCCUUCACCAACUUCUGAGAAGGCCUUUCUUGCUCAGAUUAAUGCCAGAAAUCCCAGCUACAUCCACAGUGCUGCUGCAACAGGAACAAUUAGAAGUGAUAUUGUUACAGAAGAUGGUGAAUCUUAUGAUAGAACAGAUGAUGAAAGUUACGAAAAUGAAUCUGUCCAUCAACUUGAACAUGAGUUAAAGCUGGAAGAAUACCUGAAGCAAAAACUGCAGGAUGAGAAUUACCAGGCUAAUUACAGUCAAACUGAUGUUGAGAGCUACGUAAGAACUGACGAUGAUGAAAGCUGCAUACGGACAGAUGAUGAAGAAGGUCUGUCUUCUGGUUUCAGUCAGGAAUGGAAUGAGCACAUGAAGCGUCUCAUGACAAAAUAAGAAUUUUAUAAUUAGUGUGAAUAUUGUAGCAAAGUAAUUUUAAAGGUUUCUAGUUAGAUGUGUUGUCAAACAAUUCUUUUACUAAAAUCUGGGUUCAUCAGCAUCUUCUUUGUAUGGCUCAACUGAGAACAGAAUUUAAGACAACACCACUGUAAUUAUCACCAAGCUGAACAUAAAUGGUGUUGCUAUUUCCAAGAGGAAGCAGUGUUAAUAUUAAGAAAAUAUAUUCUUCACAUUUGUGAUCAAAAUAUUCUGUUUACACUUCUAAUAUUAAUACACUUUGUUUUGUUUCUAGCUGAACUGUGCAAUACUUUGACAAAGCAGUUACGUAUUUUUUCAACUGUGAUAAACCUAUUUUGGUGAAUUGCACUUAAAAAUCCAAUAUUAAGGAACUAAAUAUGAUUAUUUAUUCAAAAUUAUAAUGUCCCAUGAACUACUAAUUUUCAGCAUUUUUUAAUAAGAUGCACAUCUGUAAAAUAGAAGAACUGUGAAUAGUGUCAAGGACACUCUUAGUUAAUUCUGUUCUUGUACUUUGAACCGUAGGUGCCAAAAACAAACACAGUAACCAUGUUGAAAUUGGGUCAUUUUAACUUUUUUUUGUGAUUGAACAAUGGGUUAAAUAAUAUUUUAAACAAACAUGUCCAUUGCUAGUUUAGAUUACACUUUUUGUUUGUUUUCUAUUAUAUCACAAUGAACUCAAACAGACUAGUAUUUACACAUUACUCUCUGUGCAUUGCAAAUAUUUAUGUUUGAAACAUAUAAUUUUGGUUGGCCAUCUGUGUAGUGUGCACAUUGUGAACAAAGAGUAGUUUUAUCAAAUACCGCAGAGAAUUGCAAAUGUUAUAAAAGAAGCAGUGUGAGAAUUUAGAGUUCAAGAGGCUUUGUGGCUUCAUUCUGACUAAUCUACAAGUUACAUAGGCAGAAGGUUGCAGAUACUGUACUCGCAAACACCAUUUAAUUUAAAAUUUGAAGUGUUUGUACAAAACAGCUCCAUGUGAAUUGUCCCAAACUUAAACUUGCUUAAAGCUGAAUUGCUUUAUAAACUUGUUUUACUUAAUAAUAUCUGAUAUCUGUAAUUUACUUAGAAUUCUAUCAGAGAAGCUUUCUGGAAAGGAUGCCACAUUUAAGUGUACCAUAUAUUUUUAUUUGUAGUGUAGAUAAGUAAAAUGAUUUGAUAAUGACACAAGAGUGACACUGAAUAAUCUGUAAGCCUCACAAAACAUAUGUAUAUUGAAAGCUAAAGAAUUGCUGAAAAUAUCCAAGAUUAUUAUGUGGUAACCAUGAAUAUUAUCUUGAAAGCAUGUAAAAUAACAUGAGAAAAUCAUGUGAUUUAAUUGAUAUAAUCAGAUUAAACACUGAAAAGAAAUAUGAUUAUAAUUAUUGAUUUAAGUCAGAUAGUUUAUCUAAAGAGAAUUGAUGUAGAAUAGAGAUUUUUUUUAAACACAAGUGCUGAUAGUUUUCAAUUAAGGUUGAGAGUGUUGUAAGGGAGGAAGGCUUGGCAUGUUUCAGAGUUGCCCUGCACAAGAUUGUGGCCUUCACUGUGAAACAAAAUGUACUCUGUUAGUGCAUGAAGUGAAAACUUGUCUAGUUUUGUUUGUUGCACAGUACUAUAUCUUUUAUUAAUUUUGUCUGACUUUUUCCCCAGUUACAUAGGUUAAUUAAUGUAGAAAUAUAUUAUAUAUACUUAAGUCUCUGUUGCUGAAUUCAGAAUGGAUAAAAUUCAAUAAAAUCGCUGUGAAUAAUAACCAUUUCCUUUCUGUCCAAAAUAACGGACAUUGAAUUUUCACCAAAAAUAUCUGACUACAUAAUGUUUGAACUAACCACAGCAACUGAAAUAUUUAGUUUCUCCAAAAGGAGAGGCUGUAACUUUGAAAGCACUAAAGACUCAAUGUAAAACACUGUUAAUGUAAUAAAACUACUGAUUUAUGUUUUGUGUUGUUAAGUAUUGUACCCAUACGUACAGUGUGUUGGAACAAGCUGGGGACUUGCCAUGUUUCAAGAUUGUUCAAGUAUUUAACUGUGUGUCUGUAUUUUGGAAUGGAAUAUUUCUUCAUUAAAGAGCGAAUUUCUAAAAAGGCUAGAAAUUAGGGUUCACCUAGAUUUCUUCCUUUGUCAUUUAUGUCUCGUUCUUCUGGUUUGGUAAUAUCAACUAUCUAAUUCUGACUGCUUUAUUGAAGGAUGUAAUGCAAAACUAUUACUGAAUAAGAUACAAAGUUUGGAAACCA
Messenger RNA from Amblyraja radiata (thorny skate), 4763 nucleotides. RefSeq names its product dystrobrevin, alpha (gene dtna). The transcript has 22 exons. Bases 523 to 2538 code for a protein of 671 amino acids. Gene Ontology annotation, biological process: synaptic signaling. Lineage: Eukaryota; Metazoa; Chordata; Chondrichthyes; Rajiformes; Rajidae. The record is from RefSeq and is a predicted model, not a curated record. Gene Ontology annotation, cellular component: synapse; plasma membrane. Gene Ontology annotation, molecular function: zinc ion binding.